Messenger RNA from Meloidogyne enterolobii, 525 nucleotides. The record is from the annotation of a GenBank genome assembly. NCBI's taxonomy places the organism in Eukaryota, Metazoa, Nematoda, Chromadorea, Rhabditida, Meloidogynidae.
AUGCGCUUUGCAAUUGCAGCACAAAGUAUGAAAAAACGAAGAGAAUUUUUUCAACAAUUUGAAAAUAGAAAUCAAACGGACGCUCCAAUGGAGGGAACAUUUGCAGAAACUACAAGGUUUGGUCGACGUGCAAAGGAGGAGGAACAAAGGAGGGAACGGGUUCAACAACUUUUGGAAAAAAUGGAUUCAAAUAAAACUAAACCUUUGAAACCAAAAUUGGUUGUUGCUGAUAAAUCAAAUGACAAGAAGUUCAUGAUUGCUGCAGUUAUCGCUCAACUUGUUUUGGCAAAUCGGGAACUUGGGUUGUCUGAGAUUGUGAACAUGUUGAAAUUGUUGUUUGCUGAACACUACUCUGAUGUUGAGAUUGAUAUACCUAGCUUUGUUGAAGAAUAUUUGCCUUGUAUGAAAUUUGUUAGAGCACCAAUUGAGCCCCAUAUUGUGAUUGAACAAGUAUGUGGUAAAACAUUAGUAAAAUCAUUUACUACAAAAAUUGGGAAUUUCAAUAGAAACUUGAAGAAACUUUGA